CGCUUCCCCAGCGUCCACAGGCAAUCAUGUUCGGCCCCUGGUUGACCUUGGUCUCGUGUCUGCAAAAGUACACGCCGUCGUGGCUCAAGGCGCUCAAGCCGCACGCCAACUUCAUAACAUUGCACUAUGCAUACAUUAUCGGCUGGGCGCUUAUUGGUUCCGUCAUCAUGUAUGGCAAUGGUCGCAUCCCAUACAUUGAUGCCCUCUUCUUCGCCAGCGGUGCCGCGACACAAAGUGGUCUGAACACAAUUGACGUCAACAAGCUAAGUUUGUACCAGCAGAUCACGCUGUAUCUCAUGACGUGCAUGUGCACGCCCAUCUUCAUCCACAGUUCCGUCGUCGUCGUCCGCCUGUAUUGGUUCGAGAAGCGCUUCCAGAACAUUGUCCUCGAAAGAGGCAACAGGAGUGGUCGCAGCCGGACCUUGUCCAAGGCCAAGAGCGAAAUGAAAAACAAACUGGACCGAGACGCUGGACGCGAAGAGCAGGCUGUCGGCGCGCGCGAAAUCAGAGUCAUGCGCGGUUCCAAUGGUCACGCCCACGGUGGCACAAUCGAGAAUGAAUACGCUUUCAGUGACGGACAGGACUCCACUGGAAACGGCAUUCGUCCGAGACGAUCGAGCUCCAGCGAAGACGAGAUGCCUCCAUUCGUUCGACCAGAGACUCCCGCGCAAAACCCCGCGGGUAUCGUAUGGGCAGACAAUCUCAACAAGCCCUCGAAACGAUUAAGCAAAGAUUCCUUGGAAGAUUCUCCUGCCAAUCGACUUCCCCAGUCCAACAAGGAGAGGAGCAUCGCUUUUGUAGAAGCCCAGCGCAAUCCCACGGCGAGGAACAAGCUGCGUAUUCCAGGCCCACGUGACUUUGACCAGGGUCUCACUCCAGAAGCAGUCAAGGGAGAGGAAGAAGAGUUGGACAGGACUACGAGUCGAGUCUCUCAAGAGUCUCGUCUCAAUUCUCCCAGGAACCGCGAACGCUCCAACUCGCUGCCGCAUGUUUUGAACGGAGACGACCGGCCGCUGAAGAACCACAUCACCAUCGAUGUCCCGGACAGGCAGCAACGCCCCAAUGGCCAUUCCGUCUACAGCAGAACAAGGACCAACGACGCUGACGCAAAUGGACCUUCGCCAUCAAUGCAUCUCCACAACCGAUCACGCACAAGGACUUUUGCUAGCUUCCUUAGUCGGGAUAAGGAGGAAGAUGAGGAUCCAGUGCCCUAUCUCAGCUGGACACCUACCCUCGGGCGUAAUUCAAAUUUUGUCGACCUGACUGAGGAGCAAAGAGAAGAGCUGGGCGGUAUUGAGUACCGGGCUUUGAAAUUGCUGGCGGUCAUCCUUACCGUCUUCUAUCUCGGCUGGCACACGAUUGGCGUCAUCUGUCUGGCACCCUGGAUUAACCAUAAUGCUCAUUACAGGGGCAUUGUGGAAGCGAUUGGUGUUAAUCCCACGUGGUGGGGUUUCUUCACUUCGGCGUCCCUGUUCAACGACCUAGGGUUUACGCUUACUCCAGACUCGAUGGUCUCGUUCCAACUUGCCAUUUGGCCCCUGGUCCUCGGUACCUUUCUUAUUAUUAUCGGCAACACUGGCUUUCCUUGCAUGCUCCGCUUCACAAUUUGGGUCUACUCCAAGUUGGUACCUAGGAGCAGUGCCGUCUGGGAAGAGCUCCGUUUUCUGCUCGACCACCCGCGUCGAUGCUUUACGCUGCUGUUUCCAAGCAAAGCAAAUUGGUGGUUGUUCUGGAUCCUCGUUAUUCUCAACGGUGUUGAUCUCAUCUUCUUCAUCAUUCUCGAUCUCGACGACCCAACCGUCACAUCCCUUUCUGGCGGCUACCGCUUCCUCGCCGGUCUCUUCCAGGCCGCCUCGACGCGCACUGCAGGUUUCGCCGUCGUCAACAUUGCCGACCUCCAUCCUGCGGUUCAGGUCAGCUAUCUGAUCAUGAUGUAUAUUUCCAUCUUCCCCAUUGCCAUGUCGAUACGUCAGUCCAACGUUUACGAAGAAAAGUCGCUAGGAGUCUGGACCGGCGAUGACGCAGAGGACGGGAAAUUGAGCUAUCUGUCGCACCAUGUCCGUCUCCAGCUAUCCUUUGAUCUGUGGUUUGUCUUUUUAGGUUUCUUCUUCAUCUCCAUCAUCGAGGGCCCGCGUCUCGAAAACACAAACGAAUACGCCUUCAGCCUCUUCUCCGUCCUCUUUGAAAUCGUCUCGGCAUACGGCACCGUCGGACUCAGCCAAGGCUUCCCAAACACAAACACCUCCUUCUCCGCACAAUUCAAGCCCCUCUCCAAACUCAUCAUCAUCGCCAUGCAGAUCCGCGGCCGCCACCGCGGUCUCCCCUACGCCCUCGACCGCGCCAUCCUCCUCCCCUCGGAAACGCUCCACCAAAAGGAAAACGAAGAGGCCACCAGGAGAGCCCGUCGCGGCAGCAACGCAGUCGACAUGGGCCCCGGCAUGCCUCCAGGCAGCUUCUCCCGCACAGGCACCAUGCUCAGCCGCAGGAGCACCGCCAGCGGCGACAGAAUGGUGCAGGAAACUAGACCUGAACAGCUCAAGCGUAUCCUGAGCGGUGCGUUUAGUGCCGGUCCUACAGGCUCUUCUUAUAGAGAGAAGGCUGCUUAGAAUAUAUAUAUAUAUAUAUGUCUCUGGUUGAU
Molecule: messenger RNA, 2638 nt
Organism: Exserohilum turcica Et28A
Lineage: Eukaryota; Fungi; Ascomycota; Dothideomycetes; Pleosporales; Pleosporaceae
Exons: 4
Coding region: 27-2606 (859 amino acids)
Biological process (GO): intracellular potassium ion homeostasis; potassium ion import across plasma membrane
Cellular component (GO): plasma membrane
Molecular function (GO): high-affinity potassium ion transmembrane transporter activity
Source: RefSeq, a predicted model, not a curated record